Messenger RNA from Ophidiomyces ophidiicola, 1644 nucleotides. RefSeq lists its product as uncharacterized. Gene Ontology annotation, molecular function: transmembrane transporter activity. Gene Ontology annotation, biological process: transmembrane transport. The record is from RefSeq and is a predicted model, not a curated record. Bases 1 to 1644 code for a protein of 547 amino acids. Lineage: Eukaryota; Fungi; Ascomycota; Eurotiomycetes; Onygenales; Onygenaceae. The transcript is spliced from 5 exons.
AUGUUUACAAAACGGACUAAGCGGACUCUGUCCAUAGAGCUACAGCAACAGAAUGGCACAAAACAUACUGAUAAUUCUCAGCACGAGACGAAUUUGGAGCUAGAUACCACCUGUCAGAAUGCCGAGGAGGAGAAUUAUCCUCAUGGCAUGAAGCUUGCCGUAAUUGUCGGCUCUCUGGCUGCUUCGGUCUUCUUGGUCGCUCUGGAUGAAACUAUUAUCACAACAGCAAUCCCAAAAAUCACCGAUGAUUUCCACUCCAUAAAUGAUAUUGGGUGGUACGGAUCUGCGUACUUUAUGACGUUUGCUGCUUUUCAACUCAUAUUCGGCAAACUCUUCUCAUUUUAUUCUAUUAAAUACGUCUUCCUUGUCUCAGUUGCCAUCUUCGAAGUCGGCUCCCUGAUCUGUGCCACUGCUUCAAACUCAAGUACUUUCAUUGUAGGCCGUGCCUUCGCGGGUUUAGGCAGCGCUGGCAUCAAUGCCGGCUUUAUCAUUAUCUUGGCAAGCUGUCUCCCUCUCCGAAGGAGACCAAUAUAUGUCAGUUCAUAUAGCGGCAUGUAUGGCAUUGCCUCCGUCGUAGCACCCUUACUGGGAGGGGCAUUCACUACAAAAAUGACAUGGCGUUGGUGCUUUUAUAUAAACUUGCCAAUCGGUGGAGCCGCUGUACUCGCCAUGAUAUUAUUCUUCCACCCACCGACUAAUGGAAAAAAGCCAUCAACCACCUGGAAGCAAAAGCUUGGUCAGAUUGAUGUCUUUGGUACCACUAUUUUGGUACUAGGUAUCGUUUGUUUGCUUCUCGCUCUUCAAUGGGGCGGUUCGGUCUAUCAAUGGAAUACCGCUCCGCCAAUCGCUCUACUAGCAGCAGCAGGAGUAGCUGGGUUAAUCUUUGUUAUUAUCCAGGUCUGGAAGCAAGAGAGUGCUACUGUGCCUCCUCGAAUUAUUCGGCAGCGGAGCGUGGCAUUAAGUGCCUGUUAUGUUUUCCAUGCGGGAGGUGCACUGAACAUACCCAUCUGGUUCCAAGCUAUCCAAGGUGUUACAGCGUUUGACUCAGGGACCCGCAUUCUGCCAACCACCCUCGGCACUGUAGUCUUCUCUGUCGUUGCAGGUAUUGGCGUUGCAAAAUCGGGAUACUAUACUCCUUUUAUGAUUCUAGGUGCUGCCUUGCUGGUUACUGGUGCCUCCUUAAUGACAACUUGGCAAGUGUCAUCAUCCGCUGCGCAAUGGAUAGGGUACCAGAUCAUAUUCAGCGCUGGUGCCGGACUUGGCAUUCAGCAGUCUCACACGGCGGCUCAAACAGUUCUCGCACCAGUAGAUGUGCCGGUUGGGGCUGUUGUCAUUAUAUUUGCGCAAAUCCUUGGUGGCGCUGUGUGGCUAUCUGUAGCACAGAAUGUGCUCACCAGCAAGUUGCUUGAAGGCCUUAAAAAUUCCGUUCCGGGCUUGGACCCCAAAGUUGUAAUCGACAAAGGAGCAACAGGUUUCCGGGACACAGCUGGACCGAGGUUCUUGGGUGAUGUGCUAAAGGUGUACAAUUUAGCAUUGACAAAGACAAUUUAUUGCGGAGUUGCGCUUGCUGCCACAGCAUUACUUUCUUCGGUAGGAAUGGAGUGGAAAUCAAUCAAAAAGAUAUCAAGUUCUGGAUCAACUUAG